Messenger RNA from Linum trigynum, 8760 nucleotides. Lineage: Eukaryota; Viridiplantae; Streptophyta; Magnoliopsida; Malpighiales; Linaceae. The record is from the annotation of a GenBank genome assembly.
CCUUUUAAUAAUUAUAUGAAAAUGUUAACUAUAGAGAUGUCUCCACUUUACAUUACCAUAUAAUAUUAAUUUUAAUAACCAAAGAUCAAAAGAAAAUAGCAGUGUCGACAGCUGUAAUGUUCCUCCUUAUAGUUUAUUACUCAUCAUCAUUAGUACUACAAAUAAUUAAGUUUUAUCUUUGCAUCAUGCAUUUGAGUUACUUCAUAGACAUUCUAACAAAUAACUUAUAUGAAUUAGCUGAUGACUAGCAUAGACUAUAGAGUAACUGAUGUAGUUUUAUUAUAAAAUGAGGAUUUACUAUUUAGAAUUGAUUGGAGAUGAGAGAUUGUGUAAACCCAACCUAUAUAGGUAUUGUGGAGGAAUUAAGAAAGAAGACGGCUUUAGUGAAGUCAAAUUGCAUAUUUAUGUGGGAAGGUGGUAAACUAAGUUGUUCUAAUCAUCUAUCGACCAACAAUGAAGCAUAAGCAAAAUAUAGAGAAUGAUGUAAUUUUAACGUAUUUACAAAAUGUAGGAGAAAAAUAAAAUUGGAAAAGAAAAGGAAAUUUUGCAAACAAUGCUGACUUGAGCAAAGUAAAAAAUGUGAAAAAAGCAACUUAAUCACACUUCUAUUUUUUCGAAAGACAAAAGAUAAUUGUUGUGAAACUUGUGUGUAACACUUUAGGUGCAUAACCCUGAAAUUAAAAAAUGCAUAACCACUCCCACCUUAAUUAUAUCCUAUUAUUUUGAACUCGAAUUUCGUAUUUAUUUAUUUAUUGUUGCAUAAAAAGAUCAAAUAAAUAUACUAUACAAAAUGAUAUUUACUAUUAUAUAUUUUGAAAAAAGAACGUUGUUAUAUUUUAGUAAUUUUUAUGGUGUAGGAAUUAUCAUAUUUUGUUGCAAACAUGGGAAAUAUCGAGAGGUAUUCAGGUUACUUAGGCCGAUCAUGGUGUACAACGGGGUGGAUUAUGAAAGAGAAGUUAAAGGGGGACAGCGGAUGUUGGGUGAUAAUUAUAUUACCGUUCACACUUGGGAUAAGAAUUUCAAGCCUUACAUCUACGAAAUAUCUUCCACGCUCGUCUUGACUCGCUUGUGAGAUGUUAUGAUUCAUUAAUUCCACUCAUUUGUUGUCAUGGAGAGCGGUUAACGCAUAGGCAAGCCCUUGUGAUUGGGCCAAGCUACACUUAUAGAUGCAAGGAGCGACUACGCUCGAGUUUGUGCCUAGGUGGAUCUAACCAAGCUGCUACUUUGUCAGCUCCGUAUUGAUGGCAUAACAUACUUCAUUCUAUAUGAGGCCCUUGGCAAAAUAUGCCUUCAUUGCAAGACCUACACCGAAUUUUCUAAGUGCCUUUGCACUAAAACGACAUUAUCACUCGUUGACACCCUUCUUUAGUGGUCUGAUUUCAUAUGAGGAGUGGAGUAUGGAUGGCAAAAAAUAUCCGUAACCGUGGAUAUACGCCCGAAUCCGACCUAAUUGGUUAGGGUAAAACUCGAACCCGAAGAACUUUUAGUGGGUACGGGUAAAACCCAAACCCGAAUAUCGCGGGUAAUGGGUGGGCAUGGUUUUCUCACUAUCCAACCCGAACUCGCCCGAUUAUACACAUGCAUAUGUAUUUUGUCCGGAAAUAAUCAAUAUUUUUCUCUAACAUAUUUUAUAUUUAGCAUAUAAAUAUAAAUAUUUUUAUGAAAUUGUGUUGUUUUAAUUAAUUUUUUUUCAUUCUAGUGAAUUAUUCUCGUACUUUUCGUCUUACGUAACGUGAGAAUACAUAUAAAUAUUAACAUAUUGGUUGAAGUUAUAAAGAAAAACUAUUAUCCAUGGAUAACCGUGAAUACCCGAAACCCGAACGAGUAUGAACAUGGUUUGAAUUUUCUACCCGUUUCUCUUAUGUAGGUAUGAGUAUGGGUAAAAUCCGAACUACUUUGAACAACGUAACGGAUAUGCACUAUCUAUCCCCGACCCGACCCAUUGCCCCUAGAGUGGGGAGAUAUAUAUUUUUUUUGGACAAUCAAAAUACCAAACUAGUACAAACUACAAAGUAGAAACUAAGAAGGAAAAUUUCACUCUGGUUUGAUCCGGUGUGGUGGGCGACCCGAACAAGAACAACCUCUGCCCGGUCCAAGUGGGACCCACCUUUUGCAAUACUCCAUCUGUAUUUCGUCUACUCUCCAGUCUCCCCGCAAUUCUCUCUCUCUCUCCCGGUCCCCGACUGUCGCUGCGCUGUGUAUAUCUCUGCUCACCCACCCCAUCUCCAAUGCGCUAGGGUUAUAUCUCUCACAUAUAUCUACUAUUACAUCCAGAGCAGAGAGAUAUAGCCCAGAGCGAAAAGCGCAGAAAUUUUGAACUCCCCUAACUCUGCGCCGAGCCGACGGGGACCGGGGCCGGCAGAGCGAUCGUAUCGGUCCGAUUUGGAAGUUGCGCGGGGCUGAAUCCAUUCCUCCUGUCGUUUGAUUGGUAUUCAUUUUCUUCCCCCCCCAUGAGUUCCAGCGGUCCGGAUUUGGUGCGGCUCGUGGAGUCGCUACUCGGAGUCUCCCUCGGCGGUGCCUCGUCGGACGUUGUGGUUCUGGUCCUCACCACCUCUCUCGCCAUUGUUGUGGGGUUGGUAGUCUUCUUGUGGAAGAGAUCGUCCGAUCGGAGUAGUAAAGAGGUGAAGCCGGUGGUGAUAACCAAGCCGUAUUCGUUGAAGGAGGAAGAGGACGAAUCCGAUGCCUUGGCUGGAAAAACUAAGCUCACCAUCUUUUACGGGACUCAGACUGGGACGGCUGAAGGUUUCGCUAAGGCUUUAGCUGAGGAGAUCAAGGCAAGAUAUGAAAAGGCGGCUGUCAAAGUUGUUGACUUGGAUGAUUAUGCUAUGGAGGAUGAUCAGUAUGAAGAAAAGUUGAAAAAGGAAACUUUGGCGUUUUUUAUGGUGGCUACUUAUGGUGAUGGGGAACCAACGGAUAAUGCUGCAAGGUUUUAUAAGUGGUUCACAGAGGAAAAUGAAAGAGGUGUUUGGCUUCCAGAACUCAAUUUUGGUGUCUUUGGCUUGGGUAAUCGUCAGUAUGAACAUUUUAAUAAGAUUGCAGUUGUCCUUGAUGAAGAACUUUGUAAACAAGGUGGCAAGCGUCUCGUUCCAGUUGGUCUAGGUGAUGAUGAUCAAUCCAUUGAGGAUGAUUUUACUGCAUGGAAAGAAUUAUUAUGGUCAGAGUUGGAUCAAUUGCUCAGAGAUGAAGAUGAUGUGAAUACUGCAUCUACACCAUAUACGGCAACAAUACACGAAUAUCGUUUAGUUAUUCAUGAUCCUUCUGUAACAUCUUAUGAGGACAACUUUGGAAACUUGGCAAAUGGCAAUACUUCUUUUGACAUUCACCAUCCGUGCAGAGUCAAUGUUGCUGUCCAAAGAGAGCUCCACACACCGGAGUCCGACAGGUCUUGCAUGCAUCUGGAGUUUGACAUUUCGGGCACUCCUAUUGCAUAUGAAACUGGAGAUCAUGUGGGUGUUUAUGCUGAGAAUUGCGAGGACACUGUUGAAGAAGCCGGGAAGUUAUUGGGCCAACCCUUGGAUUUGUUGUUCACUAUUCAUUCAGACAAAGAAGAUGGGACACCCUUAGGAGGUUCAUUGGCGCCUCCCUUCCCUGGUCCUUGCACUCUACGUUUGGCACUUUCACGCUAUGCUGACCUCUUGAGCUCUCCACGGAAGUCUGCUUUGGUUGCGUUGGCUGCUCAUGCAAGUGAACCAAGUGAGGCAGAGAGACUUCGAUUUUUAUCUUCAGCACAGGGGAAGGAUGAAUACUCACAAUGGAUUGUUGUUAGUCAAAGAAGUCUCCUUGAGGUAAUGGCCGAGUUCCCAUCUGCAAAACCUCCUCUUGGCGUAUUUUUUGCAGCAGUGGCUCCUCGACUGCAGCCUCGUUACUAUUCAAUCUCAUCUUCUCCUAGAUUUGCUCCAAAUAGAGUCCAUGUAACGUGUGCUUUAGUUCAUGAGCAGACACCAACUGGUAGAAUCCACAAGGGAGUGUGUUCAACCUGGAUGAAGCACACUAUUCCUCUUGAGAAAAGCCAAGAUUGUAGCUGGGCUCCUAUUUUUAUCAGGACCUCUAACUUCAAGUUACCAGCUGACCCUUCAACUCCGAUUAUCAUGGUGGGACCGGGUACUGGAUUGGCACCUUUCAGGGGGUUUCUACAGGAAAGAAUGCAUCUGAAAGAGGAGGGCCGUCAGCUUGGCACUGCUUUGCUGUUCUUUGGAUGCAGAAACCGACGGACUGAUUUUAUAUACGAGGAGGAGCUAAAUAAAUUCGUGGAACAAGGAGCGCUCUCUGAACUCAUUGUUGCCUUUUCAAGGGAGGGCCCACAGAAGGAGUAUGUUCAACAUAAGAUGGUGGAUAAAGCUGCAGAAAUAUGGAGCAUAAUUUCUCAAGGGGGAUACUUUUAUGUGUGUGGUGAUGCCAAGGGGAUGGCAAGAGAUGUUCAUCGCACUUUGCACAACAUUGUCCAGGAGCAGGGAGGGUUGGAUUCGUCGAAGACGGAAUCUAUGGUGAAGAAAUUGCAGAUGGAUGGGCGAUACCUUAGAGAUGUAUGGUGAUCGAAUGGUUUAUCCUUCGCCAGUGUUUGCGAUUAUUUGCUCAGCAGUUCGCCCGAAAAAGUAUAGCAUUGAUUUAUUCAUCUACUUGAGCAAAAGCCUCUUUGAUGUUCAAGCUGGUGGGGAAGAUUAAGAUAAAACAUUCCAUUAAGGAGCGUAAAUUGUAUUCUGUCUGUCUGUCUUAUCUGCCUUAGCUUGGCUACGGGUUUUCAGUGUAUCUUCCCUAUAGUUUGGAAUACAGGUUUCGUCAUUAUAAACUGCAGAACAAGGAUACGAGUGCAAAUGUAGCUAGUUUACAAGGAAAGCGGCAAGUUGAAAUGGACAAAGAUACAGAGGCUGUUUGUUAUCGUUCCUCUGUUUUCCUCCAUAGGAAUUUAUGUAUGAAAUCAUUGUAGUAAGGAAGAAUAAAACAUGAAGAAUUGGGUUCAUGUAAUAAGAAGGUACUUAUUAAAGUUGUGUUUGUCAUUUGUCUCUUUGAUGAUUGUCAUAGGCUUACAUGGAAGUGCUUAAGUUUCCUGUUAUGCUUCUUUGUGGAUACUUGAUUUAUGAAGUCUUCGGGUUAGGUUAUGAGAUUGUGGAUUAAUCGAAGAUUAGGAAUUUGGAGAUUGAUAUAGAGAAUUGGGGAUUGAGAACGAGAAUCGAGGAAGAACAAAAUUAGGGAUUUGUGAUUUGGAGAUUGAUAUGUAGAAUUGGGGAUUGAGAACGGAAAUUGGGGAAGAACAAAAUAAGGAUUUGCGAGAGUAGCUUAGAGGAGAAGAAAAAGAAGGGAAGAACUCGGCCUAGAUCGAUGACAAGAAAGAGAAGAGAGAUCAGGGUUGGAGGAUAAUUGGGUAAAUUGCAAAUUUGGUUACUAGAUUAAUUUAAUAUUAUAUGUUUGGUCUUUGUAUGUUACCUUCUAUCAUACCCCUUUAAUAGCGUUAGUGUUUUGAUGAAGUAACAAACAAAUUAGUAAUCCAGUGAACAAAUUUGCAAUUAAGUCGGGGUGUAUUAUCUUGGUAUUCUUUCUUAGCUGAGGUACCCUCCAGAUUUCUUCUAUUGGAUCGAAAUCCAAUACAAAGCAGUGAGUCGAUUCACUAUAGUGCAAUUGAAUCCCUACUAUCAAUUGAUGGUGCUUGACACGCUAAAACACAACACCAAACUGCGACCAAGUGUAAUCGCAAUCCGGAAAUGCAGUAAAGUGACAAGUUCUAUUUGUCAACCCGGGGUCUAGAUCUACUGCCUACUCCGUGAUUAUCUAUUAUCUAGCAAACUAAGUCGAGUGAUUGUGAUUUAAGUAAAAGCAAUAAGAAAGCAGAAAAUGGUUCAAAGUUCUUGAGCAAAGAAAGAGUCCCUUGGGAAUGAGUCCCCCUAGCUCCUUAGUUAGGUCAAGAUUGUAAUUACCCUGGGUUGAUUAACUGUUGAUUAAACUGCGGAAGAUCCGACAGUAGCUUGGAAUCUCUUAAGCUCACCAAACCCUCCCAGGCAGACUAACCGACAGGCGACUAGCCUUCACCGGGAUAGACUGCUGAGACAAUAAGUACAGAACUCCACUACUGGAAUUGGAUUCUAGUACAAAGCAGUAAAUCGAUUAACUCUCGUAUAACCAAUCUACCACUACCGAUUAAUGAAGCUCUAACAACCUAAUUAGAUUCUAUCUAUCUCAGGUUGCAGCAGAAAUCAAGAAAAGAUGAUCAGGCUUCAAUUGACUCAAUGAAUCAUGCAUCAAUCGAUUAAAAUCAAUCAGUAUAUCAAUCCAAAGUCAUUAUAAUCAAGAUUCCUAACACAUGGAACUAGGGUUCUUCAUACCCAAGUGAGAGGGGGUUCUACUCCAUAGAGAGAGAGAGAGGAAAACAGAAAUCAGAGCAGUCAUACUCAUAAAGAUGAGGAUAAUCUGCUCUGGGAUAUCGAUCUUCACUCCUGGGGAUGCAAUCUGGGCUUCAAUGGUGAGAAAUCCACUCCAAAUAGUUCCUAGAGUUUGUUCUUCGUACUUUCACUCUCUAAAGCUCAGUUUUUUGCUCAAAAACUCGACCCCCCUCCAAAAGACUCGAAAUUGGGUUAAAACCCAGAAUUUUCCGACUUAACGGCCAAGCCACACGGUCGUGUAGAAAUCCCAGCUGCCUGUGUAGAGGUGUAAACGCCGCGUUUCACUUAAGUGGUUCCAUGCACGUCACACGGUCAGAACUGCACGACUGUGUGAAAUCUCGGCCUGCCCGUGCAACACCUCUGUGAUUUCCACACGGCCUCAAGGGACCCGGUACACGGCCAGUGUGGUUUGCCCGCGCAAAGGAAUUCCACACGGCCACACGGCCGUGUGGCUGUUAGGUCUGGUCGUGUGGUUUCCUCAGCUUCUCGCCAAACGUCCAAUCUUCGUCUAAUCGAUCCCGAACUCGUUCCCAAACCUCCAUUCACGUACUAGGACCUGAAAUAUCACAAACAAGAACAACCUAGCGUGAAAUCGGCCUAAGAUACGAGAAAUGAAGCUCAAACGGUAUAAGAAUGGUAGACAAAAACAUGUGUAUAUAUCAAGUCAUCAAUGCUCUAAUAAACCUAUCUAGACUUUAUCCCUCCUAGGUUAAAACAGAAACCAUAAAUCCGAUCAAGAUUCAAACGAUUCACUGAAUAAUGCAUCAAUCAUAUAUAAACGAUGAGUCAAACUCACUAGAGUGUCAAAAUAAUCAUUAAUUCGAACAAACAAAGCUAUUAGAGUGUUCAUAUGGUUACCAUGGUAAUUACGAAAGCAAAUAAGUCUAAAUUUUGUCAACCGGGAAAUACAAUAUCAUAACCAAACCAACAAAACUAAUACUACCAAAUUAACCAAACUAAUAUUUAAUUGGUUAGAUUAAUUGCUUAACGAGGUUAACAAAGUAAUGACUUCAGGCAUGGCCAGCUCCUGAAAAAUAUUUCUCAUUUCUCUCUCAAAUAGAUUUCCCUUUUUGCUUUUCAAAGGAAUAGUCUCUCUGCCUUAUGUAAAGUUGUCAGAGUACGAUCAGUGGCGGACCUAGGAUUCUCGUACAGGUGUGUCGGUCAAUAAAAUUAAAUAAUAAAUAAAUUUUAAUUAUAUUUUCAUGUGAGACACAACGAGAAGUGGGAUCGAAAGAGGUAAAGGGAACACUAGGAUUUUUUAUAAGAUAGAAAAUAAUAAAGAGCGAUAGUCCAUAUGCAACCGGACUUCCAAUGAAAGAGUAUUUUUUGUCACUAGGUGGUCAACUACGUGAAAGCUACAAGGAUCAAGAAGAAACGAAACUUAUUCAGAUAGAGAGAAAAAAGGAGAAAACUUUCUUACGAUUACCCUUGCCUACCUAAGAGCAAUAAACCAUUGAGUCUAAAUGCUUAAGCAAUGGAAAGAACCCCAAAUUUGUCAUAAACUAACUAAAAUUUAAAAAUAAAUCAUAUAUAUUUGCGUAUUUUGGGAACUUUAUGACAACAAUUUCAUUGUAGUGUAUUGAAGGUGUGUUAAUUAUAAUUAUUAAAGAUGCGUCGGAAGUCCAAAAAUUCAAAAAAUAAUACCAACAAAACAUGGGUCUCUCACAAAAUAUUCGGGCGGAGGAGUGUCGCUUGACACACCUCCCCGACACAUGGGUCCUCCCCUGAGUACGAUUAACCUAUGAAUUUGAAAUCACUUCUUAGGUUCGUCCAUUGUAACUAUUCGGAAUCCACAAGAACUAAAUUGACUUUCUUCUCCGGGAACAGUUUCAUAAUAGCUAAAACUAUCAUUCGUAUACUAUUAUUUCAAUUUGUUGAAUGGUCCUAGGAUUUUAAAGAUUGAAAGAAAGAAAUGCGUAUUAAAUGCACUUAUAAGGGAGUUUCGUUAUCCGGAAUAAAAUUCCCAAAAAAUUGGCUAACAGAGGGAAUACAAGAGUUUUAUUGAAACACAAGGGUUACUUAAUUAUGUGAGAAAAAAAUCUUAUGUUAAUGCAUCAAUACUUAAUUUAUAUAAUGAAUAAAAUAUAAAAAACCAACACAUAGUUAACUUUUAAAACAAAUACAUGCAACUAACACAAUUAGCAUAUAGGCUUUAGAAGUAGCCACCAAACAAACAUAUAUGCCAAUGGUAUGAUAAUAUUGAAUUGUGUGUAUAUGCGUGAACUGUCUUAGUCUCUUAGCAAUUAUCGAGGCCGGAAAAUCCCUCCCCUUUCAGAUUUUUAUCCAACAUAAUGUAUAGUUUUACCUAAAUUAGGUGCUCAUAUGUUCUAGUCGACACCCGACAAAAAUAAAUGCAAUAUAGGAACAAUAAUAAACUUUAUUUUUAUGG